AACCCUGGAAACAACCUCCACGUUUCGGGCCUGAGCUUGAAGGUCGACACCCGCGACCUCGAGGCCGCCUUCGCAAAGAUUGGUAGGGUUCAAAAAGCUUCAGUCAUGUAUGACCCUCACACCCGCGAGUCUCGUGGAUUCGGGUUUGUCACAAUGGAAACUGCUGAGGAGGCAGAUGCUGCUGUAACUGCCUUGAAUGCUACAGACUUCAUGGGCAAGACGAUGACAGUCGAGAAGGUAAACUGCUGCGUACUCUUCACUGAUUCAUGUUUGACGAAAGUGGAUACCUUCUAG
Heterobasidion irregulare TC 32-1 is the source of this 294-nucleotide messenger RNA. RefSeq lists its product as uncharacterized. Gene Ontology annotation, cellular component: spliceosomal complex. NCBI's taxonomy places the organism in Eukaryota, Fungi, Basidiomycota, Agaricomycetes, Russulales, Bondarzewiaceae. Gene Ontology annotation, biological process: positive regulation of mRNA splicing, via spliceosome. The record is from RefSeq and is a predicted model, not a curated record. The transcript is spliced from 2 exons. Gene Ontology annotation, molecular function: RNA binding. The annotation marks the transcript as partial.